UGUUUUUCAUGGACGCAAAAAAAACAGGCGGCGUGCGUACGUGCACACUUGUGCGUGUGUGGGUAAGGGGAGGGUAGGUGGGCGGGCCUUGGAGGAACUCCAUCCCACCUCGGAAACACCAACCAGGUACGGCGGCUCCUUCCUCCUCCUCCUCCUCCUCCUCCCGGAGCUCCAUCGCUUCCAGCGAAGCGCUGUGACGGAAAACCCGCAGUGAGCCGCCGCGAUGUCGGUCCACUGAGCGGAACCCGCGCGCCGUUCCCGCAUGGAUCCCCAUCUGCCGGCCGGCCCGUGAGCAGCCGCCGCAGCGCGUCCUCCAUCUCCGCCCGCGCGCGCGUCCGGGACUCCGCAGCGCUCUCCGGAUGGCUAGACACGAGCGGCAGGACUGGUUCGAGCGCGAGGAAUUCAUCGGACAGAUCAGCGACAUACGCGUCCAAAACCUGCAAGUGGAAAGGGAGGCGGUGCAGAAGAGGACCUUCACUCGAUGGAUGAACCUCCACUUACAAAAGUGCGACCCGCCCAUCCAGAUCCAAGACCUGUUCCAGGACAUCCAGGAUGGGUUUAUCCUCAUGGUUCUGCUGGAGGAACUCUCCGGCUGCAAACUGAUUCAAGGCUUCAAGAAGUCCUCCCACCGAAUUUUCCGACUCAACAACAUUGCCAAAGUCUUGGCCUUCCUGGAGGAGCGGAACGUGAAGCUGGUCAGCAUUGAUGCAGCUGACGUUGCUGAUGGGAACUCGUCCAUCAUCCUUGGACUCCUCUGGAACAUCAUCCUUUUCUUUCAGAUUAAAGAGCUAACUGGAAACAUUCAGAGUCAGUUUCCCUCCUGUUCCAGCCUUUCGUCCAUCCCUACGAGCUCUGACUCGGACACGUCCCACAGCAGCACGCCGUCCGAGGAAAGACGGAGCGCCAGCAACGCUCUCAAGGAGAACAGCAAAGCCAUCAAAAAGCUGCUGCAGUGGAUUCAGAGGAAAACCCGCAAGUAUGGCGUGGCGGUUCAAGAUUUUGGAAGAAGCUGGACAAGUGGAUUGGCCUUCCUGGCCCUCAUUAAGUCCAUUGAUUCCAGCCUGGUAGACAUGAGGAAAGCCCUACUGAGGAGUUCAAGAGAGAAUCUGGAGGAUGCCUUCAGGAUAGCUCACUACAGCCUGGGCAUUCCACGCCUGCUGGAGCCCGAGGAUGUGGGUUUUAAUGAGCCAGACGAGCAGUCCAUCAUCAUGUAUGUUUCCCAGUUCUUGGAGCAUUUCCCUGGACUUGAGGAGGCGGAGGAGUCCACUCAGCUGAUUGAGCGGAGCGUCUCCAUGGGCCGACUCAACGACGCAGAUCUGAUGAGAAACGGCGCCAAUCUCAGCAGAGUGAAAGAGCGGUCCAGAUUGUUCCAGAGAGACGGCUAUAAGCCGCCUCCCAAAGUCCUACUUUCUUCCGUGUCGGAGGACAGAGGCAUCCUUUCGCCUCGCCUCAGGGUGGCUGCAACUCGCUCCUGGUCCAGUGAAGACGUUCUGUCUGACUCGCCUCUUGACGUUGUCUCUAAUGACGCCCAAGGAGUCGCUGAGGUCCAGCAGGAUUUGACCUGCACCUUACCUCAGCAGUCUUUCUCUCAUUCACCGUCAUUCGCACCGGAUUGUGGAAACCCAGAGCCUGUAAUCCCCGACUCUGCCAUCCACUCCCCAGAAUCCUGGAUGGAGAGUGAGCUGAUGCUUGAGACUCACAGUGACAGUUCUCUGUUUGACAGCGGGCCGGGCUGGGAUGUGUACCGGGCCACACCUGUGCAGGUGACACCAGUGGAUGAAGGAUUCAUGUUGUCCAUGGACGACAGAGCUCCAGAUGAACCCUUUGUGACGGGAUCAUACAGCGAUGAAGGAGUCUCCUCGUUGGAGAGCACCCAGGACAAAGCCCACCAGGAGGAACAGGACAAGGAGCUGAACUCAAAGAACCAGAAUCUGGUUCAGGAACUCAUCAUUGAUCCAAGUGAAGUUGACUUUUCAAAAGAGACAGACCUCAGUCCCAUCAGUACAAGUCCACUCCACAAAGACAGUGAGCAGGAACGGUCCUGGACAUUCAAUGAAGAAUUAACUCUCUCAGGUUCUGAAGAUUUCCUUAAAGAUGGUCAAACAAACCAUUUUCAACCAGCCUUCUCCACAGAUGUUCCACCUCAUGAAGAACACACUGAAAGUUCUCAGAGAGAACAGGAAGGGAACAAAAAGAACCUAAAUGAACAAACUGAUGGUCCAUCUGGGGAACUACAGGAGAGGGGAACCUAUGUGGAAGAGUAUCAAAAAGCUGACUCUUCAGUGGAAGAUGAAGGAAUCGAGGUAAAAGGUGGAAAUGAUCAAGACCAGAAAACCCAGGAGGAAGAACUCUUAGCUAACGCCUCACAUGAUGAAGAAAUCAGUAGUUCUCAGAUGAUAUUAACUAAUCAAGAGGGAGCAUCAAAAACUGGUCUAAUUAUUCCCAUCAUUUCCAUCUCCAGUGAGCCAAAGGAGCACAAAGAAGAAUCUGGCUCAGAAGACCAGGAAACAGAGGAGAAACUCCAUCAGCAGUUUGAGUCUGGAUAUGGGGAAGAUGACACGGAAUUGAACAGUCCUACAAGUCCAGUUGCUCUGGAGCAUGGUCGUCUGGAGGAUGGUCUUUUGGAGUGUGUUCCUCUGGAGCACAGUCCUCUAGAGCAUGUCUACAGUGAGGACCUCAAAGAAGAAUCUGAGGAGAGACCUUCCUGUCAGAUAUCAGAAAAUUCUGAAAGGAGGCCUUUGCAAACCACCCACUCUGAAGACAAACUACUGUCUGAUGGAGAUGAACCUCCCAGAAACUCUGGGUCAGAAUGUGUGCAGAACCAGGAAAUGGAUGAAGCCAGACAAAAGCACAGCUCAGAUGAUUUUGCAGCUGUAAAGAAGACAAUGGCUCAGGCAAAUCCUGACAGUGAUGCAAGUCAGGAACCUGAGGGACAUGGAGUAAAACCAGCCGGUCCUGCCUCUGAAAGCGGCCCCCAAAUCCCCCAUCCGAGCAUACUCGACACAGACACUUUAGACCUAAACGAAGCAAAAGUUUCUCCAUUUUCUGGACCACCAGGAUUAAACAGAAACAUGGACUUGUUCUAUUCCAAAUUUGACAAAAGCUCUCCCUCAGAGCAUCUAGUUGGUGACCCAGUGGAACCCAUGGAUCUGUUCUAUCCUGACAAAGAGGAGCCCAUGCUCUCAGAACCUGCUGACACGGAGAUGCAGAGGUGGCCUUCAGUUCUGAGCGUCUCAGCUCUGGAGCCAGCGCCGCCGUCACUCGAUGACAUGGAUGACGAACAGCUGACGGGAGAGGAGGAUGAUGAUCAACUGAAUCCAUCCAGCCAGGGGCCUGCUGAUGCCUUCUCCACCCAGGAGCAGUGCACGAUGUGCGGGGUGCCGAUUGGGGAAUCCCGGGUGGAUUUUCCAGCAGACAGCAGGGAGUCUGAGAGUUGGAGAGAUGCGGGAAGUUCCAGCAGAAUAGACGAGAUCCAGACCCCUGUAGGUCUCCGGCGCAGGAAGGGUUCUCACCUCGUGGAGUCCAGGGACAACCAGAGAGCUGCAUCAAGAACAGCCAACAGAGAUGGCACUUGCUUUUGGUGGAACGAGAAUUCGGACCUCUAUCUGCUGCUGCUGCUCUGGGUGCUUCUGUACUGCCUCAUGCUGCUGCCGCAGAUGGACCUAAAGGAGCUGCCGAGUCUUCUGCUGAACCUCGACUGAACUCACACAAAAGUUCCAACACGCACAAGCCCUUUCCACACAUGAGACACGCACGCCGUCAUCCAUAAACUCACACUUGCUUGUAAACGGACAAAGGAAAUAGGUUAAGAGGAGUAAUAGGCAGUAAUAGGCACCUGUAAGAAGUCAUUUUUCUCCAUAGUUGCAGUCUCUGUAUUGACAGGUCAUUGAUUCAAUCUGCUAGUCACUUAAUUAGACCAUUUAUGAAAUAGCUUUUUCUUUGUAAUACUACCAUUUUUAAUUUCUAACUACAAGGGUUUAUUCUCGUAAAAUUAUGAAUUUGGCUUACGGAGUUGACUUUUUUUCUCAUACUUUUACAACUUUAUUUUUGUGGCCCUAAUAAUCCGUUGUAGGUGACGUCAUAUUUGCCUGUUAAGAAAAAAAUGGAGUGAGCAUGUGUUUGAAUUGUGGUAAAAUGCAGGGCACUGUACAGUCUUCUAGGGGUUAGGAUGUAUGGAAAAUCAGACAUAACUACCGAUAAUAUUUUAGUCUGUAGGGCAAACUAUAUUAAAACCUUUUUUAUGCUUGAUGUGCCAUUUUAAUUGUCACUGAAUCCAAAAGACCAUAACCUUUGCUAUUGUAAAAUACAAAAAGCAGAAGCUACAGCUUGAAACCCCCUUUUUCUUUUUUUUUUUAGCUUUUCUUAAAUAUGAAAUCAUCAGCUAUGUUAUGGCUCUGUUUUUUAUUGACAAAUCCCUAAAAGCCAAAUGACCGGAUCCAGAUCCGAUCCAAACACAAAGAAGUCUAUGUGUGAAAGGGGCUGAAACACAAUUUCACUGAAAACUCACUCACAGACAGCUGAACUGCCACUUUUCUUCACUACACUCACUACGCUAAAGUAAAGUGAAGGCAUUUUAUUGUUGGUUUUUAACAAAAGCUACUUGUUUUUGUUUUGUAAGAUUGUGUUAUUUUAAGAAAAACUUCGCUGAAAUGUAAAAAAUAUAAAAAAUUAAACGUUUAAAAUCUAUGAACACCUGCAAAAGAAGCUUCACAGUGACAGAAAGAUCAUAUUUUAGUCUUUAAAUGAAUAAAUAUCUUUGCAAGAAAGACCUCAAAUUCUAUGUUUCUUUCCUAAAACUACUCGAGACUUUACAGAAGGGUUUUAUGAAUACAGAUGUAAUUUUACGAGGAGAAAUGUAAAUUUAUCAGGAAAUAUUCUUGAAUGUGAAAUGCCAAUGUCAGAGCGAUGUUCAAUCCUCUGCUUUUGUAGUUCAGAUAUUGCAGCUUCAGUAUCAGAUUAUCAGAAUGUAAACUGUUGACAGAAAUGGAGUUAAUAACUGUUUAAAGAGGAGAUAAAUAGAUUUAUUUUUUUGCUUCUGUGUGCUGUACAGGGAAUAUUUACCUGUGAUACUUGACCUUUAAACCAAAAAAUUGUCAAAUUUGAGAAAAGAUUCCCCAAGUUAAUAAAAAGGGUUGAUAAAAGCUGCCCCUUUGUUUGACAUGACGGAAUUUUUCAAGUAAUGACCGGCAGGGAUCUGGAUGGUUUUGCAACAUUAUAGAGAAGAAAGCAGACCUACUAGACCAUUCAAUCAAUGGCGUGAUGAUACUUCUGAACCUCCACUAAACAUGGUUAUAGUACUGGUACUGAAGCCAAUAUUAGAUCCAGGGGGUGGGGGGAGUUUUUCCCCAUGUCCAUGCAUGUCUUCCAGUUUUCCAGUUAUGUUUUUCUUUAUUAUGACGUCCUUUUUUUAUCAGUUGUUGUAUCUUGUGUGCUGUCAGUUGGAGCCUUCAGGCCUGAAUCGUCUCCAAGUCCGGUGUUGUUCUUAUCCCUCCUUUAGAGUUACACCAUGUUUUGGAUAACACAUGGCCUCUUAACCUGCACUUUUUUUCUCAUCUAUUGACCUAGCAUGUGCUUUCUGAGACAAACAUUGUUCCAAGAUCCCGAGCUGAGUCUAGGGUUGGUUUAGUGAAUAGUUCUGAAGCCUGGAAAAAAGGUCCAACUAAGACUUUGAACCAGCAAAGGUUUUUCCUUCUAUAGUAAGUUCUCACUUAACUGUACCUGUUUUAUUUAUUUUAUUUUUUUUGCCCAGAGUUUUCCAACAAACCAAUCAGUCUUGCUGGUUUUGAGCCAACUUCCUCAUAAAUUGGAGUGGGUAAAAUGUUGUCCUCCAUGGUGCUGCCACUUUGACUUUUUCCUUCCCAUCGCUCUGACAUGCAGAAAUGUGACUGAAGAACAGUCCAAACUGUUGGAUGAGCCACUUUCACCAAGGUAGAACUGUAACAUCACGAUGAAGAUGCUUCCCUGGUUAAACUUUCACAAGAAGUUGAGUUUAAGUCUGAAGCGCUGAGUGUUUUUUAAUUUUUUUUUUCCUUUCUGGAGAGGUUUUUCAGUGUGAAUGCUUAGAGUAUCUUAUAUAUUAUACAAAUUGAUAUGUAUUGUAACUGCUGAAUUAAAGUGAUCGUUCUAUCA
Oryzias latipes (Japanese medaka) is the source of this 6129-nucleotide messenger RNA. It is a transcript of the gene clmna, whose product is annotated as calmin a. Gene Ontology annotation, cellular component: meiotic nuclear membrane microtubule tethering complex; cytoplasm; nuclear outer membrane. Gene Ontology annotation, biological process: nuclear migration. Gene Ontology annotation, molecular function: actin filament binding. The record is from RefSeq and is a predicted model, not a curated record. NCBI's taxonomy places the organism in Eukaryota, Metazoa, Chordata, Actinopteri, Beloniformes, Adrianichthyidae.